AUGAGCCGCAACUUGCGAGCUGGCGUCAUUUCUCCGCACCGCUGCAGCGUGCUCGGUCUUUCGCGUUCGGAGCUGUCUUCCGGCUUCCCCGACCCAGUUGCUUCAUCCUCAACUGCAGCAGAUCCGAUAAACGACUCCAGACGUUUCCUGCCGUGGCAGCAGGCCCUUCGGUUUAAGUACCUGCCGUCUGAUGGUUUCCUCCGCUGUUACGACGACUGUCAUGGUAACAAAUUCCACUAUUUGCAACACCAAUGUUAGUGUCACAGGCUCUUUCAAUAUUAGUACUAAUUUAUUGUUAAUACUAUAACCAUCGAGUAAACUACUGCUACCGCCACCGCUAUAAUCAUCGCCACUGUCGUUCCUACUAUUGUUGCUGUGUCCCCUAAAAUCAAUUACAUGAAUAAAGCUAAUUAAUGUGGCACUAUUUAUGCUGUAUCUCCUCAUCUCCUAGCUCACCGUCCUUGCAUAAAUCACAUAACUCAGCAAGGCAUCGAUGUCUUCAUGGUUGACAUAUAUGUCAUCGGACGUUUCUGCUGUUUAGUUUAUCUGGACGUACCUGAAUUUUUAAUUGACAGACGGCCACAGAGCGUGAGAAUGUGAAGCUACUGCGGGGGAUGGUGUCUGGAAAUAACGUUCCCUAAGUAGCACUUCAGUCUGACGUGGCCUUACAAUACCAACUCGCCGAGAGAGAGAGGGGGGAGAGAGAGCGAGGAACGCUCGAUGGUACGUGCACACUGUUGACGCAUUUUGUCAUUCUGUCCAGGCAACAACGUGAGGACAGGUGAUACAAGAGGGGGAGGGGACAGAGGUGUUUAGGCUUAAGUGAGGUUUAGUCUUCCCAACUUCCCCGAAAAGUAGCAAAAUCGGGGAGACUCGGUCGCAAAUGAUGCCUGCAGACGGCGACAAAAACGUCAGAAGGGAGAUUAGUUUACUACAAGUAGUUUCUGCACUGCGAACCCUUUCGUAUUGCACCCGAGUCCAUUUUAGGGUUAGAUGGCGAAAAAACGCCCAGCAAGCACUUGUUUUCCUUGCUUAUUAUUUAUAUAAAUAACUGAGUCAGCCAACGAGCUCCAGUUUAUUUGAGUGCACCGGUCUGUGAUACUAUUAAUCCUAGUAGUGCUGUGGGCUCGUCAACUUUAUGCAGUCCACAGAUCUCGGCGAUGAUCGCUUCAGUUUGUCUCAUUUCCUGUCGAUUGCUUCUUUCCAGAUAAGACGCUUCAAUACUUUGGGUGUACGUCGAUCCAUUGGCUUCCCGAAGCGAACAAGCUUCAUAUGCGUGAUAGGGAUCACGAACAGGCCGUCAUCUGCCAGACCGAAGUCGUCCAAGAGAUGAUAUAGCAUAUAUAUAUAUGGUUGAAGGGAGCCCAAUCUGCUGAAGUCGCGAUGGAAAAAUUAGACACUACGGCCAUAUCAACAAUUAAUCCGCUAUUAUUCAUGUUUUUCGUGGAUUCUAACUCUGUCUCAGCUAAGUAAGAGCAAAUAAGACAGCCCAUUAAUAUAUGAGAAAACGGGAGUCAAAAAACAAGUCAAGGAAUUAAGUUGACCUGAUUAUACACUCAAGCUAGAUAACAGCGAACCCAUCGGCGUACCUUUGACUUGUUCGUACACAUCUUCAUUGAAGGAAAAGAAGGUCACAGAAUUCCGAAACAAGUAUCCACUCUGUGGAGAAGUUAAUUGAAUGCUGCAAGUACUCGACUCACAGAUGACGAAAUGAUGGUCGCUUUCGACGUGAUUUCACUUUUCACCUAUAUCCCACAACAUCUCGCGGUUGAAACCCUGCAAACCUUGAUAGAAGAAUAUUUUAACGAAAUGGGCAAACAACUCAAGACACAACACUUUGUAAUCUCCUGUAGCUUGAAGACUUUCUUCCCCUUCAACGGAGCUGUGUACGAACAAGUUAAAAGCACACGCAUGGGGUCGCCGUUAUCCAUCUUGAUUGCUGAGAAAGUGUUACAGCACUGGCUUUCGACCACUAUCAGCCACAACUCUGGGUACGGUAUGCUGAUGACACAUUUGUAUUUUGAAUCGGAACAGGGUUGGAGAAUUAACGCAACAUUUGAAAUCAAUCUUUCCAGACAUCCAGUUCACGAUAGAGGAAAAAAAUGUUGCCAGUUGGCAUUUCUUGACAUACUUGUUCAGAGAAAAGGUGAUGGUGAACUAAAAACAACGGUUUACCGGAAGGCAGCGAAUACCUCACGUAUUCUAAGUUUUCUUAGCUACCACCCCUUCGCACAAACGCAGCGGCAUGAAAACACUCCAUGGGCAUGUGGAAACCCAUUGCACCGAAUCAGCCGACAAGAAGGUCGAAGUUCAGUUCUCGCGGAAACUCUUCAACAUGAACGGCAACCCUGGGAAUUUUUUAGAAAAGUGCACGCGAGAAACCCCCGGGAAGAAGACCGAUGGGGCAGCCAAAACCAAAGUGUUGGCGCACAGUGUAUCAGAAGAAUUUGCUAGACUGAUGAGCGAAUUCGGGAUUGGCGUUCCUCGCAGACCUGAAGCAAACACUCUGUCGGCAACUCAUGCAUCCUAAGGACCCAAUUCCCAUCAAUCAGAAAUCAGGGGUCAUUUACCGGAUAGACUGCAAUUGUGGUCAUGCCAAUUACGUUGGUGAAAGCGACAACCAGGCUCUUACGAGAUUGCACGAGCACGAGUUGGAUGUGAGCAGGAAGGAUAAACUCUCCCUUGUAGUGGCCCAGUCGGGCGACCGAGUUUCGCACCUGCUGCAGGAAACGUGGCACUCAACGGAGGACUCGAUUAAUCGACAUGUCGAUCUGCCAGUCGCCUGUCAAGCACUGCGUGAACAAAUCAGCAUCGCAGCUGGAGGCCACCCCUGGCAGAUGUGAACUAAAUAUGCAGUGGGUUGUAAGGAUUUUUUCAUUCCUUGACGAUGGGCUUGCGUGAGAGUUUGAAACGCCGGAUAAAUAAACAAUUAAUCCCGGCGAUCGUUUUUCCAUCUUUUUCUAUUCAAUUAUUUAGGUCGUGCGUGUUCUCUAUCAUUCAGGAUAUAUAUAUAUAUAUAUAUACAAGGAGCUGCGUUCGAACUCUGUUCCACCGGGCCUAUCGUUAUUGCAACAGCGACGAUCUUCUUAAGAAAGAGCUUGCCUACUUGUAUCGGUUGUUUCGAUCCAACGGAUAUCCGACAAGUUUCGUAAAGAACUGCCUCAGACACCAGGCAUAACCUCAGGCUCCCACCCUCAACGGGGAAGCUGUGUCUCGACAAUUCUUCUCCCUGCCUUAUAUGCAAGAAGCGUCCGAAGUAAUCGCCCGGCAGUUAAAUCGCUCUGGUAUUCGCAUCGCCCACAAACCAGCAUCCUCAAUACGCGCGGCGCUAUCUCGAAUCAAGGAUCCCCUCCCCAAAGAGCAACAAGCAAACGUAAUUUAUCGCAUCCCGUGCUCAAAUUGCUCUUGCGUGUAUGUUGGUCAUACAGGUCGAAGCCUGGGCACCCGUAUUAAUGAACACAAACUGGCUGUCCGUCGACGAGACCCUCUGUCCCUCGUCUUUGCUCACGCACUCGAGUGCGACCACCGAUUCAAUUGGGAUGGCACUGAGUUCGUUGCCAUGGCUAACACAAAACGGGCGAGAGAAUUUCUCGAGGCUUGGUACUCCGGUGCUGGUAGUAUCAACCGCCAUGUUGACUUGGACGCCCAUUAUGAGGGCCUACGCUCACGACUUACUGCCCCCCGCCCUAAUGCCACAGCAACGGCCGCCAAUUUAGCCACCCGGAGUCCAAUUGAUCCACCAUUACACCCGCCCCCUCCAGCACAGGCAUCCAUAAUUGUUCCACCUCCCCCCUCGCUCAGAGACCUACCAUGACUUUGUGAUCAUCCCUCUCAUAGGCCGAUAGUCUGUCUGCCCUGUCGCGCUAAUUAGUCCAGUGCGACAAACAAACUUUCUCCCCUGUUUUCAUUUCGUCUGACAACGGGUUGGUGUCACCAGCUUGAAAAUUCACGAGUACAACUCGAUUUUUCCGAAGAACCUCUUCCUGUUUUCAUUUUAUCGACUCGGAAUGCAUAACACCUCUGAUCUACAUAUAUAUAUACAUAUAUAAUUUGAGAUCUAAUUGAGGAAAUGACAAAUGAUUGCUAAUCAAACACCAAUACCAGUGCGCGGACCCAAAUUCUACUUUUAAAACCAUCAUUAACGGAAUUGUAAAACAUGAAAGAAAUAGCGAAGCUCAUGGUAAGUUGUUUAGAAUUAUCAUUUUUUUGAAGAGAGUAGACUUCUAACAACAUUAAAAAAAUGUUUGCAAUCGUGCAAACUUCUAUUUUUGGGUGUACGGAAAGCCUGUCCAUACUAAAGGCUAAGUGAAUAUAACAGCGAAGUCGAAAUAAUACUUGACAAAAAUCUUUUAGCAAACUUGACACCAAAUUUUCUUUAGGUAUCAGGUAUGGCAGUUUGGCAACAACCUUCAUUCUAAAUAUAUAUUCCAGGACGCUUUCCCGAGAAGUUGUUUUAUUUUUCACGCUCUCGCAUUAAUUUCCGACCAAUUUAGAUUUAUUGCUCAAUACUUCAUGAUAUGCAAUGCUUUGAAAUUGGUUGACCACAGAAGAGGCUUGCUACUAGAUGUCUAUCAAAACCUUCAAAUUAAGAUACUACUUGAAAGGCAUAUACCAUUGACGGCCAUUUAGGUAACAUCUGAAGACCCACCCAAACAUGAAGCCGCAUUGUCAAAUAAAAUAAACGACCACAAUAAAAGUCCACCACUACUAUACUUUCAAUCUCAUGAGAAAAUUUUCCUUAAUAAGUUAUUUUAAGAAGCGCUUUGACACGACAUUAUUUUAACGGAUAUUUGUGCUCCUUCUAUUUAUAUAAGGUGAAACCAAGAAAACGCUUGAUGCUUUUGGACGUUUGUUCCACGCUGCCAAAAAAUACGGAUGAUUUUUCUGGCACAAACGGAAAAACAUGCCUUUCUGUUUAUAUUGAGGCCAUUUUCGCUGUCCCCGUUCAUUGUUAGGCUCCGUACAACAACGUACUCUCUCCCGCAACAUCAAGAUUGAUGACGAAGUCGCCAACAGGAUCUCGAAAGCCAGUCAAGCCUUCGGUCGCCUCCAAAGCACAGUUUGGAAUCGUCAUGGUCUCCAACUGAGCACCAAGCUGAAGAUGUACAAGGCCGUCAUCCUGCCGACACUACUGUAUGGAGCGGAGACUUGGACGGUGUACGCAAAGCAGGCACGUCGUCUGAACCACUUCCACCUCAGUUGUCUUCGUCGCAUCCUGAGGCUGAAGUCGCAGGAUCGAAUCCCCGACACUGAUGUGCUGGAACGGACAGGAAUCCUCAGCAUCUACGCCAUACCGAGGCAAAUUCAGCUGCGCUGGAGCGGCCACCUGGUGCGCAUGGAUGACGAGCGACUACCCAAACGACUCUUCUACGGAGGCGUCGCGACGGGUUCUCGCCGUCAAGGAGGCCAGAUUCGCCGUUACAAGGAUACCCUGAAGUCCUCCCUGAAAUGCCUGCAAAUCAACCCCACCAACUGGAAGAAGCUCGCACUCGAUCGACCGGCCUGGAGGAGAACAGUGAAGACAGGCGCUGCGAUCUACGAAGCCAACCGCAUCGCUGCCGCCAAAGCGAAACGUGAAGCCCGCAAAUCACAACUUCGCCCAGUAAGCAACGCCGCCGCACAACCGCUUCCAACGUGUCCUCGAUGUCAACGGACAUUCCGGGCUCGAAUCAGACUUGUUGGACAUCUUCGGAUUAACUGCGCCUCUCGAACGGCACCAACCAUCGUCCCCCCGCCUGCCUCUUCCUCCUCCUCCUCUCCGCCGCCAGCUAACCCUGACAAUUCUCCUGACCCAUCACUUCCACCAUCCUCCUCCUCCUACUCCUCCUCCUCCUCCUCCUCGCCCACUGCUCCAACGGCGGCCGCUCAGGCGACUGUCCCGCGCACAGCAACCGACACUACCACCACCUCCCCCGACUCCAGGGAUGAGAAUCAGGACUACACCUGCCCUCACUGCGACCGUACCUUCACCUCACACAUCGGUCUGGUCGGUCAUUUGCGAAUCCAUCGCACAGAGACUGGCGAACCAGUGCGUGAAGCACCAACCUACACCCACCGCACUCGCCUCCACUGCCCACACUGCCCUCGCACCUUCAGGCAUCGCAUGGGCCUUUUCGGCCACAUGCGCAUCCACAAGAGCGGCCUUGACCGCACUCCCGACACACCCACUACAUCCAACACAUCCACCGUGCACACCCCCACUCUCGUUCCAUCCGUCCGCGACACCACACCACCGCCGCCUCCUCUGUAG
Spirometra erinaceieuropaei is the source of this 6250-nucleotide messenger RNA. Lineage: Eukaryota; Metazoa; Platyhelminthes; Cestoda; Diphyllobothriidea; Diphyllobothriidae. The record is from the annotation of a GenBank genome assembly.